AUGCAAGAUAUUAAUAACAUAUCAAAUAUAGAGGAGUUACUUUGCUUUUUCGAUUAUUUCAUAAAAAAUGGACAUUCUAUUACUAUAAUAUGGGUAAAAUUUACCCUAAAUAUAUCAUCAGACUUAUCUCAAAAGAUUAUGAAUUAUUAUUUUCAAAAAAGAAAAGAAGAAUUAUGUGUAACCUAUUUAGUUGAAGGGUAUAUAAAUAAUGGCGAUGAAUAUACAUAUGCUGUUAUUUCUGAAAAUGAUAUUGAAAGUGUGAAAAAAGAAGGCACAUAUAUAAUUAAUAUUUACAGUUUACAAGCAAAAAAUAAUAAAGUUAAUUUUCCAAUGUUGUGGAUGCAAGAUCUAAAUGAAAUAAAUAAAAGAAUUGUUUCUAAAAAUGGAAUAUAUGAAAAGUUAAAUGAUUUUGUUUAUGAAUAUGAAAAAUCUGAUUCUCCAUGGGAUUAUUUAUCAUGCUCUCCAACUAAAAGAGAUAAAAAUGUAACUCCAAAAAAAAAACUGAUUACUAAUCCAGACUUAAAGAGUAGUAUUAUUGUUUCUGCAAAUCGAUCAGUCAGUAAGGAAAGUAAAGAAUUCCUUGCAUUAGUAUCUCCUAAAAAAUUAAUUGAAGAUUGCAAUAUCCUAUCAAAUUCUGUGUCAAAAAAAAGCUCUAAAAGUAGUAGCGUAAGUAAAAAGCCCAAACAAAAUAACACCGGAACUAAUGAUGACAAGAUGAAUGAUCAAAUUAAAUAUUCAAAAAUUGUUAAACGCGAAAAAUAUGAUACCAACAUAUUUAAUGAGGUAUCUACAGGGUUAAGCAAAAAUGAACAGAACAAUAGUAUUGCCAAAAAUGAUGCACAAAAGGAAACUAUAAAAAAAACUGAAAUUAAUAAAAGAGAUGAAUAUUGUUUAUUUGAUCAAGACAUCCCUGAUAAAAAUACGGCCUCAAAUGAAAGCGAAAUUGAAGUUUCUCAAAACUUAAGCGAAAACGAACAUAAACAGGAUCUGCUCCAACCAUCGAAAUACAACACCGAAUUGACUAAAAUUAAAUUGGAAGAGUCUACUGAAAGUAAUAAAAGUACAGAAUGUCUUGACCCUGAUAAUAUUGAAUCUGAUAACAUGAAAAAAGUUAAAUUGGACAAAGAAACGGAAUUGUUUUUUGAAAAUGGCUAUUUAGUAACUGUUGAUAAGGAACCCCCUAUAAAAAAAAACCUUAUAAAGAGUUUUGCCAAUGAGCCAAGUAGUGAUAAUAAAAAAAAAUCGACGGAUAAUAAAAAGAAGCGAAACUUACAGCAAACAUUACUGACAAACUUUUUUAAAAAGAAAAAAUAA
Molecule: messenger RNA, 1314 nt
Organism: Plasmodium yoelii
Lineage: Eukaryota; Apicomplexa; Aconoidasida; Haemosporida; Plasmodiidae
Product: conserved Plasmodium protein, unknown function
Exons: 9
Coding region: 1-1314 (437 amino acids)
Source: RefSeq, a predicted model, not a curated record